Prunus dulcis (almond) is the source of this 771-nucleotide messenger RNA. RefSeq lists its product as uncharacterized. The record is from RefSeq and is a predicted model, not a curated record. Bases 14 to 745 code for a protein of 243 amino acids. The transcript has 3 exons. Lineage: Eukaryota; Viridiplantae; Streptophyta; Magnoliopsida; Rosales; Rosaceae.
UGUACUUAGAGAGAUGAGCAUUGAACUUCAUAAGGCUGCCACUCAUUAUGUCCUGCAAAAUUGUGAUGAAGCUUUGCCAUUUGUCCAAGAACAUAAGAACAUUCUAAUCCAGUCUAGUGUUGAUAAUGUGGAGGAGUCACAUAGGCUUCAAUUUUCAAACUGGAUUUCUAAAAGGGUCACAGAACUAUACAACGAUGGUAAAGUUAGUAAACAAAUGCUUUCUUUGGCUCGAGGUCCUGAAAGGCGAGUAACUUAUUAUCCUGGUUAUUAUAUUAGUGGUUUUAGAUUUCAUACAUUGCAGCGUGAUGAGAAUAAAAAAACACAGAAUAGUGGAAUUAUGGUUAAGGGGGAGAAUCAGGUUGACGAUGUGCCUUGGUAUGGAACCUUAGUAGAUAUUGUGGAGCUUCGUUACACAGAAGGAAAUAGAGUUGUAUUGUUCAAUUGUGAUUGGUAUGACACAGCACGAAAAGGAACAGGUUACAAGAUAGAUCGUUAUGGAAUAAUCACUGUUAAUACAACGCGCAAGCUAAAUACUCAAGAGCCAUUCGUACUAGCAAGUCAAGCAACCCAAGUUUUUUAUGUGAAGGGGGUUAAAAAUAAAAUUUGGAGUUUUGUAGUGGAAACAAAUCCAAGAAAUGCUUAUGAGAUGACUAAUGAUGAGAUUGAGCCAUACCAAGAAGCAGAGACUCAAAGUCAAAGCAUGCAUGCCAUCCAAAAUGAUGUUGAAGACAAUGAAAUUGAUUGAAGAAGGGAUGUGAUUCAACUUACAAC